Solanum pennellii is the source of this 636-nucleotide messenger RNA. RefSeq lists its product as uncharacterized. The record is from RefSeq and is a predicted model, not a curated record. The coding region runs from base 1 to 636 and encodes 211 amino acids. The transcript is spliced from 4 exons. Lineage: Eukaryota; Viridiplantae; Streptophyta; Magnoliopsida; Solanales; Solanaceae.
AUGUUUUCAAAAGAUCUUCCCAGAGUCCCUCCUGAAACGGAAAUUUACUUUGCAAUCGAUCUCCUUCCAAAUAUCCAGCUUAUUUCUAUUCCUCUUUACACAAUGGCUCCUGUGAAGCUUAAGGAAUUGAAAGGGCAGUUAAAGGACCUUCUAGAUAAGGGCUUCAUCAGACCUAGUAUUUCACCGUGGGGUGCGGCACUGUUGUUCAUAAAGAAGAAAGAUGGUCAAGAUGACAAAAAUAAAGCGGUGCUUGAUACUAUUGUUGGUGGCUCCUAUGAGGAUUGCACAUCUGCUGAGAUUGCAGAGAAGUUGGACAAGAUAUCUCGCAAUAACAAAGCUCGGAGCACUAGAAAGUGGAGAUCAGUCCUGGCCACAGGGCGUGCACUAGUUGAUAUACAAAAAGGGCAUACGAAGUUUAGUUUGAAUAAUGAAGAAGAAACUUUCAACAUCAUUAGGUCCAUGAAGCAUAGUGGUGAGAUCCAAAUGACAUCUGCUAUAACCUACAGAGAUUAUGAUGCUUUGGUUGCCGCACUUGAAAGAUACGAAUAUCGUUCAAAGCCAAAAAAUUUGGAGUUGGACAUGACGCAACGCGAGUCUCCACCUGUGAGACCAUCUAUUGUAGAGGACCCAAAUUAG